GUACACCCCAAAUCUAUGUAGUGGUGUACUGGCGCAGUUUACUAUACCACCUGUAUCUUACACCUCGUGAAUUACACUACUGUGUUCACGAUGUCGUCUCGUAACAAAAAGCGCUACCUCCAUGAAGGUUGGCUUAAUAAGUGGACCAAUUUCAUAGGCAGUUGGCGACGUCGCUACUUCAUGCUAGAACAUGGCUGCCUAAAGUACUCACUAGAGAAGGACGGUUUGGUCAAGGAGUCGUUCAUCCUAUCACAGUGCACAAUGAGAUUGUGCUCAGACGAUCCCGUGCGACUCGAUAUUGACGUUUUGGGCAGGGGUGUAGUCUGCCUGCGCACCGACACACCUGCCGAGAAACAGAAGUGGUACGUCGCGUUCAAAAAGGCGCAGAAAAUUUUACUACAAGCAAAUCAAAAGAAAGUAUUGACCCCGUCAGGUGUAUACAGCGUUGAGGGCGUCCCGUCAGCGUAUGGUAAGGGCGACGCGGCGCCGGGCGAGAAGAGUACGCCCGGUGCCGUUCCUUUGCGUAUAUCAGUCCCGUGCAUCGAGGACACACUAGACAAUGCAGUAGAGAAAUCGGUUGAUGUCUCCGAGCUGUUCAUUAAAACGUCGUUUGGUCAGGAGCCGCAGACCCCGCUGAAUUGUAUAUUGACUAACAACAGCUGCUUUGACGAGAUCACGUCUAAGAUCAUCGCUGAGCUUCGCGGUUCACUUACAGGCGAAGCUUUGCAAAAGAUUGAAACCCUUAGCCUAAUCGCGAGUGAGUAUCAUUCCAGCCUCCAGCAAUUAUACCUUGAGGAGGUGCGCUCGCGCAAGGACCUGGAGCAGUCACUGUUUAGAGUGACCCGUCGUAACAUGAAAUUAGAGCAGCAGGAGCAAUCUAGGUCAGUAGCAGACGGCGAGAGGAAGGUAGUUGGAUUAUCUGCAUUGCAGAUGCACGUGAGUGAUAAGACUCAUACACUGAACGCCGAAGAUAGUGACAGUUCUGACACUGGAUACUGCGGCCACCUGGAUGACGAGUUUUUUGAGUGUGAAGACAUUGCUCAACGUUCUCACAGUAACUCCUUUGAUGCCGAGCCGCGCCCUGCUUUAGAGGAUAUAUCAGAUAUGGUGGUUAACAAGGAGCCUGACAAGGCUGCAACGUGUGAUGCUGGUGAAUAUGAAUCGGUUGAUACUUCUAGUGUCCAUUCAUCUGUGACCAUCCAGCGUCGUACGCGGUUGCCCAGGCCCCGUACCGAGCUGAAGGUCAGCAUUUGGUCAAUUUUGAAGGACCUCAUUGGCAAGGACCUGGCUCGCAUAAGCAUGCCCAUAUGUUUGAAUGAGCCUACCAGUGCCCUGCAGCGUGAGUCAGAGGUGUUUGAGUACAGCCAUCUACUGGAUACAGCAGCUAAGCAGGAGGAUCCCAUUGACCGCAUGGCAUAUGUGACACUUUUCAGCAUAACUCCAUAUGCCUCGGCUGUAGGCAGGACUUACAAGCCAUUUAACCCAUUGUUAGGUGAGACCUUUGAGAUCACCCACCGCGACUUCAAAUUUAUCGCUGAACAAGUUGGACACCACCCCCCUAUAUGUGCGUUCCACUGCCAUAACGACAACUUCGAGUCAUACGGUAGCACUAAUGCCAUGGUUAAAUUAACCGGCAAAUCGGUUGAAGUCAGUAUUAUAGGCCCUUUUACAGUUAACCUGUUUGUCAACGGCGCCAAGGAGCACUAUUCCUUGCAGCGCUGUUACGUGGUGAUACACAAUAUAAUCAUAGGGAAGAUUUGGAUAGAGACUGUUGGCACCGCUAUUCUAAGAAAUGUCACUAGUGGCGAAUUCGCAGUGGUGCAAUACCUGCGUAAAGGAUGGUUCGACAAGGAAAUACAUAAAGUACGCGCUCUAGUCCACGACCGCUAUGGAACACCACACUAUUACAUUUCAGGCAAGUGGAGCGAAGCGGUAUAUAUGGAGCGCGUGAGGCCAAAGGCACGUCGCGGCCAUACCAAGCUGUUGCUACCAGACGGCCGUCUAGAUUACGACCGCGCGUUCUACAAGAAUGAAGAGGAUGCGUGGGACGCAUUCGUCAAUGAAAUUGACUGGGAGAAGUUAGACAUAGUCAGCGGCACGCGUCGUGAAAUGUGGCGAGCAAACUCACGGCCAAUGUACUCCGAGCAUUACUAUGGGUUCGGAUGGAUAACGAUGGAGCUCAACGAGCUUUCCACUGAUUAUGACCCGAGACAAGGAGCCCAUAUGCCAUGCACAGACUCACGAUUUAGACCUGACUUGCGUGCUUACGAAGAUGGUGAUAUGGACCGCGCCGUGCGUGAAAAGCACCGUCUGGAAGAAGUACAGCGUGAAAACGCAAAGAAAAGUAUAGACGGUGAAGCGUCACAUAAGCCACGAUGGUUCCUCAAGCACCUGGAUCCGGAAACCAAUGCCCCUAGCUGGGAAUUCACCGGCGAGUACUGGCAGCGCAAGGCAGAUGGAACAAUCGCUGAAGGUGUACCCAACAUUUUUGCGUAAUAUAUAGCGUCU
Molecule: messenger RNA, 2508 nt
Organism: Babesia bovis T2Bo
Lineage: Eukaryota; Apicomplexa; Aconoidasida; Piroplasmida; Babesiidae
Product: Oxysterol-binding family protein
Exons: 3
Coding region: 91-2496 (801 amino acids)
Cellular component (GO): membrane; intracellular membrane-bounded organelle; cytosol
Molecular function (GO): sterol binding
Source: RefSeq, a predicted model, not a curated record